Molecule: messenger RNA, 1920 nt
Organism: Sardina pilchardus (European sardine)
Lineage: Eukaryota; Metazoa; Chordata; Actinopteri; Clupeiformes; Clupeidae
Gene: nmi
Product: N-myc (and STAT) interactor
Exons: 9
Coding region: 200-1345 (381 amino acids)
Cellular component (GO): cytoplasm
Source: RefSeq, a predicted model, not a curated record
AAACUUUUGCGAACACAACACGGAAAAGACUGAAACAGGCUAACCAGGCUAUAAAGGCUACAUUACGAUCGUUUUAAUCUGGUGAAAUUAAUUACAACUAGAGGUAAACCUGUGUAGGCUACAGUACGGUUUGCAAUCGAGGCACACACUUUGAGGGUUGUAGCCCAACAAUUUCAAAUUUCAGCAACUAUCUAUCGUAAUGUCUGCGAGUCAGGACGACACGGCUCAAAUGAUGAACCCACAGCAGCUCCUCAGCGAGGAUGAACAGGCCCUCAGCCGAGCACGAGCAGAGUUGGAGCAAUGGAAGGUGAAAGUUGAGAAAGCAGAUCAAGAAAAAUCAAGAUUGACAUUGGAAAAACUGGAUACAGAUGAAACUAAGAAAAAAGCCCAGAACUCCACCGCUGCGAUCUUAGACGCCCAAGCACAGCUGGCUUCGGAUUCUGAAAAUAAAAGAAAGGAGAUUGAGAUACAACUCCAAAAAAUUGACCAAGAGAACAGAGAUCUGAGGAAUAAACUCCAGAGGCUGGAUGAAGAAAGGAAAGCCAAAAAGGCGGAAACUCAAACCCUUCAGAGGAGGUUUAAGAUAAGAGCUGAGAUCCCUGAGAAGCGUGUGAAGUUUUCUGGCGUGGAGAAAGCGGAGGAGAGGGAGUCCUCCACCGACACAGAGGGGGUCUUCACCAUCACUCAGAGACCCUUUAUAUUCCUGAGUGGAGGGGAGGCUCUCAUCACCUUCGAGGAAGAGAAGGUGGCGCAGCAGAUCCUGCGCAUGGCGAAGUGCUCCGUAGCCCUCGACCGAAACAAGAUGGACAUCAAACCCUUCUGCUUGAACCUGGAGCCUUCUGUGAAAUUUGAGGUGCACCUGAACGUCUCAAAGAAGACCGUGCAAGUCUCUCAGGCUCCCCCAGUCCUACCCGAGGAGCGGAUGAAGGACAGACUGGAGAUCAGUUUCUCCCGGCCGAGUCGCGGAGGGGGCGAGGUGGAGAAGGUCUCGUACGACAAGAAUUCUGGGACUGCUGAGAUCACCUUCCUCAACACUGGAGUUGCUGAGAGGCUGGCUCUGAGAGGGAAGUACCCUGUGGAUACUGGCAGAGAAACGAUGGUGGAUGUUAAUCCCCUUUACAACUAUCGGCUGAAAAAGUUCCAGACCUACUGUGGCACUCCGAAGCGCUCCAUUCUGCUGAGGGGCAUCCAGGACGCCAUGGAUGAGGAAGAUCUGCAGGACCACCUGGAGAUUCACUUCCAGAAGCCCAGCAACUAUGGAGGAGAGGUAGAGAGCAUCAAAUACGUCUCCACAGGCAACGAGGUGAAGGCCUUCUUCAGUGAGGAUGUGGGUGUGGAGGCUUAAAUUCAGCCGUGUCAAAGCAAUCACGUACCAUGAGUCUUCAGAGGGGUAUAUAUACUUACAUUAUGCUGAUUUCUUAGUUCAUUAAACCAUACACAGGGUAUGUCUACGUUGGGGGAGUGUGUGAAGGGAGUUUUGGUUCUGUAGUACUGUUGUCAUGUUUUUAUUUGUACUAUAUUACCCUUCAACCUAUAUUGGUAACCUAUAUUUUUCAGAAUUCUGAAAUAUUAAGCAGUGAUUUGAUUAUUUUGCAAAACCUUUUGAAUUUGAAAUCAUAACCAAAGUUCUCAGUCUAGUCUACACUACAGUUUAUGGGUACAGAAAUCAUGGCAGUAAAAGUGACAGGGCUGAUUCUACAAAGGAAUUCAAGUGACUUUACGUGGACUUGCAUUAUGUUAUGACAUAGUUAUGGUAUGUACUUCAUUAUGCGCUUGCAUGGGAUAUACCGGUUUGUUGAUUGCUGUGUGUGCACUUGAUAUAGAACACAGUGUACAGUAUGUGAAAAGCUAUAAGUGUUGAAUGUGUAUCAUCAUCAUAUGGAUUGUAAUAACUUGUAAUAAAUCCUACAGCAUAUUGCA